Messenger RNA from Aphidius gifuensis, 953 nucleotides. Its product is annotated as transmembrane protein 222. The record is from RefSeq and is a predicted model, not a curated record. NCBI's taxonomy places the organism in Eukaryota, Metazoa, Arthropoda, Insecta, Hymenoptera, Braconidae. The coding region runs from base 366 to 917 and encodes 183 amino acids. The transcript has 4 exons.
AAAAUUCAAAGUAAACAAAAACAAACCAUCUGUUAGCAAAAAUAAAAAUAAUCAUUAUUAAAAAGAUAAUUUACAUUAAAUAUAUCUAUCUGAAAUUAUAAAAAAUAGGCAUGUCAAUAGAAGCAGUAUUUAAAAUAUCAUCUAGAUUAACGAAAAAAUUAAUUAAUAAAUAUAUAAUAAUAAUAUCUUUAUUAUUAGGUCAAUAAAUUGUUGUUGAGGUUAGGAUGAAUCAGUAAAAACUAAAAACUAAAAUUCAUACAGUCACGCGCGAUACUCCAAUAACACGUAAUAAAUAAUAUUAUUUACAAUAAAAUAAUAAUAAUAACACCCAAAAGGGUGUUGUUGUUGUUGAUAAAAAAUUAAUCAUGAAAGAUAAUGAUUAUUUUGCUCAAUCAUCACGUACAACAAGUGCAUCAUCAGUGAUGGAUUUGAGUAUAGAUUCAGCAAGAGGAAGAUUUCCUUUUUGCAUUGUAUGGACACCAAUUCCACUUUUAACAUAUUUUUUUCCAUUUAUUGGUCAUAUGGGAAUAGCAACAUCAACUGGAAUCAUAAGAGAUUUUGCUGGACCUUAUCAUGUGUCAGAGGACAAAAUGGCGUUUGGUAAACCAACAAAAUAUUGGCAACUUGAUUAUUCAAAAGCAAAAGGUGGUGUUGCUGGUUGGGAUGAUGCUGUUGGUGAAGCUAGUGAUAUUUAUAAAACAAGAAUGCAUAAUUUGUGUUGUGACAAUUGUCAUUCACACGUAGCAACUGCAUUAAAUUUGAUGAGUUAUGACAACUCAAGCUCGUGGAACAUGAUCAAGCUAGCAUUUAUGAUUCUCAUCUAUGGAAAAUAUGUUGGUAUCUUAGGAUUCAUCAAAACUUGGACACCUUUUCUUUUCAUUGUUGCUGUCAUCUUGACUUACUGGUUUAUCAUAUAAAUUAUUAAUUUGUUAUUACUCAUAUAUUAUUUAUAC